AUGGCUGGUGGAAAAGAAGUGGGAGGAACUCAACUCAAGAGGGUUGAAUAUUUGGAGGCCGAGUUAGGGCAUUUGAACGACAGAAUGGAGAAUGAAGGUCACCAGAUUCAGCAACAAGCCGACUCCAUAGCUUCAAUGCAGAUGAAGAUGGACCAGAAGUUUGAAGAAGUACUGAGGGCUCUCAGUAGAGGAAGAAGUUUUCGACAAACCUGUGUUUUCCACGAUGAUAUUCCGAAGAAUAACAGUGGAGGCUCAAAACCGGUGGUGAGCGGUAGUUCCUAUUCCAGUGGAAGCAGCGACGGUGGAGGUCGGCCACCAGGUGGCAAAUACGGGGGAGGAACAAAUUAG
This is a messenger RNA of Lactuca saligna, 348 nucleotides long. The record is from the annotation of a GenBank genome assembly. Lineage: Eukaryota; Viridiplantae; Streptophyta; Magnoliopsida; Asterales; Asteraceae.